Pyricularia oryzae 70-15 is the source of this 1020-nucleotide messenger RNA. RefSeq lists its product as uncharacterized. The record is from RefSeq and is a predicted model, not a curated record. The transcript has a single exon. Lineage: Eukaryota; Fungi; Ascomycota; Sordariomycetes; Magnaporthales; Pyriculariaceae. Bases 684 to 863 code for a protein of 59 amino acids.
CUGAGCAUUGGUACAAUUCAGGCCUAGUCGGUUUUUUUGCGAACUUGAGCAGGCCGUCCUUUGUGGUAUGCAUCCAGAUCAAGCAUAAACAGGCGGAGAUCCUACCUUACUCAGCAAAUGGUUAAAUGAGGAUAGACGAGAGUACAAGCGAAGGCAUGCUCUGGCUAGUCCGACCGACUGUCUUUCUCCUUCAGUCAAUCGCUCCUUGACUCAAUCGGCUGCUACCCCAUCAAAGAGAGAGUACCCUGGUCGAAUCUCUUCACAAUCUUUGUGCAACAUGUUUGUCCUGACUUGUUACACGCACCCAUGGUUCUGACUGACAAUGGAGCCGUCAAAGCAAUCGGUAGGAUCUUCGCUACGAAAAAAGAACUUCGAGACGAACGUACGACUGUCGAUGUGAUUUUCCAUGUCUUCCGUAAAGAGAACAAUGUCCAUGGACUGUGACGCAAGAGCAACACCCGCGCGUCUUCUUGCUUGAUAAAAGAUGCAACCAGCAGCCUCCUCCUCUUGUUGCAAGAAUGGCCUUCGCAACCACACAUUGCAAUCCUCAAGACAACCGAUCUUGAAGACAACCCACCAAUCACCUACAUCACGUUCAACCAUCGUCACAGGACACUCACGCAGCAAAGACUAGGCCUUUGAACCUCCCAACACAAAGACGCAAACGAUCUGCUGUCCUCAAGAUGCCUGAAAAGAAGACAGAAACUUGCUCCUCCUGCAGCGGCACCGGCCAGUGCACCUGUCUGCGUUGCGGCGGCACCGGCUCCGAUAUAUUUGCCGAGUGCGGCAUCUGCCCUCACUGCUAUGCGAGGGGCCAAGUACCGUGCUCAGCCUGCGGCGGCAAGGGCGAAAUGACGAACUGAGUCCGGUGUCUUUUCGUGGCCUGCAUGGGAAAACAAGUCAAAAAGGCUCUUCCCGACCACGAAACCCAAGGUAUGUAGACUAGAAGCCAAACAUCGUCGUUAACCUCCAGAACAAAAAGGGCGCCAAGAUUGUGCUCUCUGGUGUCCCUUCAUAUCC